UGGGUUUCCUGUAGCCAGAAGCAGCAGCAGCAGAAGAUGAUGCUUGGACCAAAAACCCACAGCCAUUUUCAUUGAAGGAAAAAGCGAAGAUCCGCUGCUGAUGCUGAUGGCCUGCUGCUGACUGACUGGGUGGUCUGACUACACCCCGUCUGCUCCAAUCCGCUGGCUUUUGUUUUUUUUCAUCCGAUUUUCGCGUGCUUGCUUGUGUGCCUUUGAUUUAAUUCACAAAAGAAAAUCGCAGCAAACCGGUUUAGUUCACAUUCAUAGACUGAGAACAGGAAUGAGUAUAGAAAUUCCUGAAGGACUGACGGAGCUGCUACAGAGCUUUACCGUGGAAGUGUUGAGGAACCAGCCCAGGGAUUUGCUCGAGUUCGCGCUGCAGUACUUCACCCAGCUGAAGGACCGGGAGACCAAAGAGGCCUCGUGUGGCAAUGACCAAAAUUCGGCCCCGAGACCUGGGAAAGCGGUCAACUUCAUUGACGAAGCCAUGCAGAUCGACUCGGAGAACGGAGAGGAGGAGGAGGAGGACGACGAUGACGAGGAAUUCAUAGCCCCAGUCAUAAACCGAUUCAUCAGAAGAGCAUCAGUGUGUGCUGAAGCAUUCAAUCCUGAUGAAGAUGAGGAGGACAAAGAGCCAUGGGUCACCCACCCAAAAACUGAUGAGCAGAGACAGAGACUACAGGAAGCAUGUAGGGACAUUCUUCUGUUCAAGAAUUUGGAUGCAGAAGAGAUGUCUCAGGUGCUGGAUGCCAUGUUUGAGAAGUUCUGCAUAGAAGGGGAGCACAUUAUUGAUCAACAUGAUGACGGGGACAACUUUUAUGUUCUUGAAAGUGGGAAGUUUAACAUAUUCGUGAAGGUUGAUGGUAUGGAGAAGCUGGUCGGCUGCUAUGACAACAGAGGCAGCUUUGGAGAACUAGCACUGAUGUACAACACCCCCAGGGCAGCCACCAUAAUCGCUGUCUCGCCUGGAGCCCUUUGGUGCCUAGAUCGUCUGACAUUCAGGAGGAUCAUAGUGAAGAAUAACGCCAAGAAGAGAAAGCUGUAUGAGGCGUUCAUCGAAACGCUACCACUGCUCACAUCAUUAGAGCUCUCUGAGAGAAUGAAGGUUGUAGAUGUUCUGUCCACCAAGGUGUACAAUGAUUCACAGCAGAUUAUUGCACAGGGGGAUUUAGCGGAUUCCUUCUACAUUGUCGAGUCUGGCCAAGUUAGAAUCACCAUGAAAAGAAGCAGGACGAAAAAAGACCAGGAGGAAGAGGAGGUGGAAAUUGCCACAUGCACAAGGGGCCAGUAUUUUGGGGAGUUGGCACUUGUCACAAACAAGCCCAGAGCUGCAUCGGCGUAUGCUGUGGGGAGCGUCAAAUGCUUGGUCAUGGAUGUCAAAGCCUUUGAGAGAUUGCUGGGUCCGUGCAUGGACAUCAUGAAGAGAAACAUUGCUAACUAUGAGGAGCAGCUGGUCACCCUGUUUGGAAGUAGCCCUGAGAUUGAGCAACACAGUGCAUAAGAUGGCUCCAAUGGACCAUGAAUCCGUGGAUGAGAAAACAAAAGGCUUAUAUGGAAGAUUUCCCCCCUGUAGUCACUUAAACGUCUUUUCUUACAAGAAAUGUGAAUACCCACGACGCUAUUUGUGUAUGAGAUAAAUAGAACAAACAACGUCAGAUUCCCAGAUGAGACGAGGUUCAUUUCAGCAGAGUUUGCCACAGAGUGUUACGACUAAAUGUGAGCCAAAGCAGAGUUGCUUACAGCUUCCUUAAAUUCGAUUUCUCUCACGACUCACUCACCGAAAAGACGUACGUGUACAUUUUACUCGUGAGAGUCAGAUGCAUUAUUCAUUUGUAUUCUGAACACUUUUGUUAACUCUCACCUUAUAUCCCACAGUGUUAUCGUUACACCCACAGUAUUAUAUUGUUUGUACAUUUUUAAAUAUUGUUUGUUAAAACCAGAUGCCAAAGCAAAUUUCUUACUGGAUAAUAAUUGUGAGUAAAACACGACAUAUUCUCUUGUCAAUAUUUUUGUGGCAGGAGCACGAACACUGCACGAGGCAACGCAACACGAGGCAACGCAACACGAGAACAGAUAAACAAUUUAUAAAGGGAGUGGAUUUGAUUCUGUGUUUGAAUAGCUUCUUUCACAUAUUUGAUCACAAGAGAAUGUAGACUUGGCAGACUACUUUAGCAUUUUUACAAAACACAUUUUGUUUAUCAUGAGAUUUAAUCCCUUAAAUAUGUGUUCAUAAGAUGUACAUCAUUGUUGGACAGUGUUUGUGGCUGUUAGCCUUUUGAAAAUAAACAAAAAAACAAAAAGAAUCUUCAGAGAGAUAGCUGAUAGUUUUGUAAGAAUAUACAACACAUUGCUAUACAAUUUGAAACUGAGUAUUUACUGUUGAUGUACAGGCCCACCUUUAAUUUGAUAGGUUACCCCACUAGACUGCACCCAUUAUGGGCAAUGUCUUGAGACAAUUGAUUUUCCUGUGUUUUAAUGUCUGUUUUUGUGUUGGUGAAACAUAUAUUUAUAAUUAUGACAUUCAUUAUUGCUGUCUACCUCUGCCAACAGCUUCUACUUUAUGGAAACACAUAUUCUGAUGUUCCCUUUCAACAGAAUCUAAGUCUCUCUGACUCCCUCUCUCUCCUUCUAAAAUGAAUAAUUAGUCUGUAUUUUGUCUGUGCUUUCCUGCAGCUUUAACUGUUUGAAGCUGCUUUAACAUUUAAACAUUAUGAAUUUAUUUCCCCCCCUUUGUGCAGGUUGUAGGCUACUGGUCAUUUCUGAGGGCAGAACCCAUAAUACUGGAUGAAAGUACUGUAUGUUUCACUUUUCAUGACAA
Messenger RNA from Paralichthys olivaceus (Japanese flounder), 2818 nucleotides. RefSeq names its product cAMP-dependent protein kinase type II-beta regulatory subunit. Gene Ontology annotation, biological process: negative regulation of cAMP-dependent protein kinase activity. NCBI's taxonomy places the organism in Eukaryota, Metazoa, Chordata, Actinopteri, Pleuronectiformes, Paralichthyidae. Gene Ontology annotation, cellular component: cAMP-dependent protein kinase complex. Gene Ontology annotation, molecular function: cAMP binding; cAMP-dependent protein kinase inhibitor activity; protein kinase A catalytic subunit binding. The record is from RefSeq and is a predicted model, not a curated record.